This is a messenger RNA of Camellia sinensis, 454 nucleotides long. NCBI's taxonomy places the organism in Eukaryota, Viridiplantae, Streptophyta, Magnoliopsida, Ericales, Theaceae. The record is from RefSeq and is a predicted model, not a curated record.
AUGUAUCAGCGUCUUGUUGGGCGUCUCAUCUAUCUGACCAAUACUAGACCUGACUUGACAUUUGUGGUUAGUGUGGUUAGUCAAUUCAUGCAUGCAUCACGUACAGAAAAUCUUGAUGCGGUUCAUCAUAUCUUGAGAUAUUUGAAGACCUCUCCUGGCUUGGGAUUGUUCUUCACAGAUAGGCGUUCUACUUCUGGCUUCUGUACUACUUCUGGCUUCUAUACUUUCUAUGGUGAUCAUCUUAUAUCAUGGAAAAGUAAAACGCAAGCAGUUGUUUCUAGGUCUUUUGCAGAAGCUGAGUAUAGGGCUAUGGCACAAGGCACUUCGGAGGCUUUGGCUGAGCAAGUAACAAAAGAGAAUGUUGACAAGGGUUUGAUAUAUCCACCAUUCUCUAAUAUCAGAAAGAUCUCUGCCUACAUUACUGCUAAUGUAGCUGCUAAAGCAUAUGGACUUG